AUGGUGGUCCACGUUCUUCGUUCACAUUCGAAGAAUUCACUCCUAUAUAAACCAAAUCACGGAGCGGUACUCGGUGAGACCGGGUCUGCAGGGAGACGGGGAACGUCCAGGUCGCCCUCCGAUCAACGCAUGGAAACCGAUCGGCGACCUCCCUCCUCUCUGAUCCCGCCUCCGCCGCUUUUCGAUGCCGGCAUCGAGCACUCCUACACCUCCACGGAAGCAGCUGCCUCGCCAUCGUCCAACGCUUCCCCGAUCGCCGAUCCCGAUCGCCGUCAAUCUCGGAGAGGCUCCCUCGUCGUAUCUCCUUCUCUCGAAGUGGAUGUCUUCGCCGAUGCCAUUGAUGAGGUGAGUCUCCAAAAAACCAAAGUGGCGGCCGUCGAUCCACCAGACCUCUCUGAGGAACUUCGCGAUCGGAUCGUUCGGCAGGUUGAGUAUUACUUCAGUGAAGAGAAUCUGGCUACUGAUAGAUUUCUACUAAGGUUUAUCAAGAAGGACAAAGAAGGAUAUGUUCCUAUAGAAGUUAUUGCAUCUUUCAGAAAAACAAAAAAGCUCACUAAAACACUGUGUGUAAUUGAGGCUGCACUUAGAACAUCAUCCCAGCUUGUUGUUAGUGAGGAUGGGAAGAAAGUGAAGAGAUUGCAUCAGUUAUCGAUUGAAACCACAGACUCUAAGCUUCGGACUGUUAUAGUGGACAAUCUACCAGAUGAUUGCUCAGAAAAAAAUAUUCGAAGCAUCUUUGGCAAACUUGGAAAAAUUCUAAAGAUCACUCUCCACAAUCCGCACCUCCACCACAAGUCAGCAAAUAACAGGACGUCUGGAAUCAUAAUCAAUAGUAAGACAUACGCUCUUAUCGAGUAUGGAACAGCGGAGGCAGCAGCAAGUGCUAUAACUUACUUCAACCAUGAGGAUAAUUGGCGAAGUGGCAUGCGUGUUGAACUCCAACUCACUAGAAUGGGGAAGCAUGGGCUUGCUCUAAAAGGCCUCAAAAGGACAUACGAGAAGAAGAGUAGUGCUCAUGUUGAAGAACCAAAUGCAAUCCAGGAGAAAAUUUCUAUAGCGAACCAUGAGAUGCUAGCUUUAAAAGAGGAAGGCAAGCAGGGCAAAGGUGCUCCAAGGAAUAGGUAUAAAGGUCGAGGAAGAGGUCGAAUUAAACAGAACCUCUGCAGUGAUGCUAGAGCUCAACAAUUUCAACAAAAUGGCCAUACAUUUGCGAACAAGUCUCUACAAUGGCCAAGGAUGCCGGACGGAACAAGAGGUUUUGCUUUCGGACGGGGCAAACCUGAAGCCAAAUCUACAUGAUGCUCGAGUUUUCGAACGGCUCCAUGAUAUAAAGAUACCAUCCUUCCUCUAAUAAACUAACUACAUUCAAGGAAUCUGCUUCGGUAAAAAGAUCCUCCAAUCAACUAACUAUAUUCGAGGAAUCUGCUUCAGUAAAAACAGAGCAUGUCAUAUCUCGUGCUCUUUCUACAAAACAGUGUAUCGCGCCAUUUUUCUUGUACCAAAUCAGAUGAUGAAUCGGAAUGCGCCAUUCACAAUCUUUUUUA
Messenger RNA from Zingiber officinale, 1544 nucleotides. RefSeq names its product la-related protein 6A-like. Gene Ontology annotation, molecular function: mRNA binding. Gene Ontology annotation, cellular component: nucleus. NCBI's taxonomy places the organism in Eukaryota, Viridiplantae, Streptophyta, Magnoliopsida, Zingiberales, Zingiberaceae. The coding region runs from base 1 to 1299 and encodes 432 amino acids. The record is from RefSeq and is a predicted model, not a curated record. Gene Ontology annotation, biological process: RNA processing. The transcript is spliced from 11 exons.